Messenger RNA from Rotaria sordida, 621 nucleotides. The record is from the annotation of a GenBank genome assembly. Lineage: Eukaryota; Metazoa; Rotifera; Eurotatoria; Philodinida; Philodinidae.
AUGUACAAUGAAUUUAAACAAUAUGCUAAUGAAGAUACUAAAAUUGAUCAACGGCAUAUGAAUGAAUUAUAUGGUGUUGAAUGUCUAUUUCGAUUUUAUACAUAUGAUCUAGAAAAACAUUUUCGUCAACAUGUAUUUGAAGAUUUUCAACAAGAAACUCUUUGUGAUCAUGAAGCUGGUCAAUUAUAUGGUUUAGAAAAAUUCUGGGCGUUUUUAAAAUAUUCUCGACAAAAACCAAAAAUCAAUCUAAAACUUGAAGAAAUUUUAAAAAACCAUAAAAAUCUUGAAGAUUUUCGUGUUGAUGGUGCAUCAUUUCCACAACAAUUUUUUCCAACAAAAUCAAAUUAUACACCCGAAGCAAUUGCUGCUGCAGUAGCAAAGAACAGUGAUACAUCAAAUUCAUUGAAACCCAAUGGUGAACAAUAUCUGAACGAUGCUAAACUUUAUACACAAGAAUUUGGUGUUUUAGGAAGAAUUGGUAUUUGUUUAGCUAUUGUUGGUGGUGUGAUUAAUUCUAUGCUUUAUAACGUUGAUGGUGGUCAUCGAGAUGUUAUUUUUGAUCGUUUUCAAGGUAUUCAACUAGAUAUUAUUGAAGAAAGAACUCAUUUUAUGAUUUCAUGA